GCACACAGGAAGAAAGGAAGUACGUAAGAAAAAAGAGAGAAAGAAAUAAAGAUAGAACGAUCUUUCCUGUUGAUGUGCUGCGUGCAUCAGUCCCCCUCCCAUUUCAUCAGGGAGACCCCUUUCUGAACAUGUUUUUACUGUGACAUGAGUCUGAGAGAGAGAGUUAUUGUAGGCAUCGCUGCAUAGUCAGAGAGUGAGAAUUAAGCAUCACUGCAGGUGCACAGAGCAGACACAGCAUAUUGACCAUGAAGCCUGGUCAAGGGAACCAGGCAGAGAGAUGGGUAAAACAACACACCAUUCUCAUCUGGGUUUCAUUUCAGUUUGUAUUACUGGCAGCAGACUCGGGUGUAGACGUGACGGUGACCAGAGGGCAGAGUGCCGUCUUGCAAUGCCCCCUAGAGACCACCAUGACGGAGGGCGUGAUCAGCUGGUACAAGCAGAUCUCGGGCCAGGGUCCUAUCCUGGUUCUGAGUUACGGCCUGAGUGGCUCCUCGCUGGUCCGCUACGGAGUGGGGUUCCACAGAGAGCGCUUCUCGGCCCAGCCCAGAACCAACCACUCCGACUCUGGGGCCCAUCAGCUGCUCAUCAGCACCGCGGAGGAGGCCGACGCGGCCACCUACUACUGUGGCGUCUCUGAUAGAAAUGAAACAGAGCUGGGUCACCAGUGAUAGGUGUCAUUCAUAUCAAAGACUUUUUUAUGUAUCAUGUCUUUUUUAUGUACCAUGUUUUGAUUUUGCAUAAGGUUGAUUUGUGCUCAUCAUUACUCACACAAUUGCAUUGUCCAAUAACAU
This is a messenger RNA of Engraulis encrasicolus (European anchovy), 791 nucleotides long. It is a transcript of the gene sid1, whose product is annotated as secreted immunoglobulin domain 1. The transcript has 2 exons. Gene Ontology annotation, biological process: response to bacterium. Lineage: Eukaryota; Metazoa; Chordata; Actinopteri; Clupeiformes; Engraulidae. Bases 246 to 668 code for a protein of 140 amino acids. The record is from RefSeq and is a predicted model, not a curated record.